GGAGCCCCGGCUGGGCAAGGGAGCCAGCGCAGGCGCAGCAGGAAGCGCCCCGGGCCCCGGCCCGCCGAGCUCAGGGAGCAGUGUCUGGGAGGGACAGGGUGGCGCCGGGCCAAGACUGCCCGCACAGCUCACCUUGUCCUGGACCUGGGAGGGGCGAGGCACAGCCCGUGGGACUUCGGAUGCCCCGCCCGCCCCCUCCCUGGUACGGGCCGAGAGAACGGCAGCAUGAGAGCCGGUGCCGUCCCUCACGGCCGGUGGACGCGUGGCGAGCCGCGGCCGCCGCUCGUGGGCGCUGCAUGGGGACCCCGGGGGCCCAGCGACGCGCACAGCGCGGAGCCUGGGGACUACCCCGGCGCGCCUCUGCGCUGGCCGCAGCGGGGUUGCUAUGCACGGCGUUGACCGCUUGCAUCUGCUGGGGACAGCUGCCGCUGCUGCCCUGGGCGUCCCCAGCUCCGGCACGCCCGGUGGGCGUGCUGCUCUGGUGGGAACCCUUUGGGGGGCGCGGCGGCUACCCCAAGCCUCCCCCUGAUUGCAGCCUGCGAUUCAACAUCAGUGGCUGCCGCUUGCUCACCGACCGCGCGGCCUACGGGGAGGCUCAGGCAGUGCUGUUCCACCACCGCGACCUUGUGAAGGGACCCCCUGACUGGCCCCCGCCCUGGGACGCCCAAGUACGGACCGAUGAGGCGCUGGAGUUACGCGUGUUCGAUGACCAGGAGGGAGCAGUGAUACUAGCUGGCGAAGCUCUGGAGACUGCAGGCUCUAGACCCCCGGGUCAGCGCUGGGUGUGGAUGAACUUCGAAUCGCCCUCCCACACCCCUGGGCUGCGCGGCUUGGCGAAGGACCUCUUCAAUUGGACACUGUCCUACCGGAUCGACUCGGAUAUCUUCGUGCCCUAUGGCUUCCUCCAUCCCAGGAGACAUCCAGCUGACCAGCCGCCGGGCCUGGGUCCCCCGCUGGCCCGCAAGCGGGGACUGGUGGCCUGGGUCGUGAGCCACUGGAACGAGCGCCAGGCACGGGUCCGUUACUACCGCCAGCUGAGUCAGCACGUCUCUGUGGACGUGUUUGGCCGGGCAGGACCCGGGAAGCCAUUGCCAGCCAGCGGGCUGCUGCACACUGUGGCCCGCUACAAGUUUUACCUGGCCUUUGAGAACUCACAGCACGUGGAUUAUAUCACGGAGAAACUGUGGCGGAAUGCCUUCCUGGCCGGGGCUGUGCCAGUGGUGCUAGGUCCGGACCGUGCCAACUAUGAGCGCUUCGUGCCUCGUGGUGCCUUCAUUCACGUGGACGACUUCCCUAGCGCUGCCUCCCUUGCUGCCUACCUCCUCUUUCUCGACCGAAAUGUGGCUGUCUAUCGCCGCUACUUCCAUUGGCGCCGGAGCUAUGCGGUGCACAUCACCUCUUUCUGGGAUGAGCCAUGGUGCCGGACAUGCCAAGCUGUGCAGAUCUCUGGGGACCAGCACAAGAGCAUCCGAAACUUGGCAGGCUGGUUCGAGCGAUGAGGCCAUUCUGCUGUGAAUUGACUACAUCACGUUGGCUGAGUUUUCUAAACACCCAAUUUUGCUUGAUGGGAAAAAGAUGAGUUACCAAUUAAUAUUAUUUGGCACAAGAAUGGGAAAGUCCGAGGCCCUCGUGGCUUUUUUUUUUUUUUUUUUAAACAGAGAGCUGCUCUGGCU
Acomys russatus (golden spiny mouse) is the source of this 1673-nucleotide messenger RNA. RefSeq names its product fucosyltransferase 4 (gene Fut4). NCBI's taxonomy places the organism in Eukaryota, Metazoa, Chordata, Mammalia, Rodentia, Muridae. Gene Ontology annotation, cellular component: membrane. The record is from RefSeq and is a predicted model, not a curated record. The transcript has a single exon. Gene Ontology annotation, molecular function: alpha-(1->3)-fucosyltransferase activity. Bases 180 to 1499 code for a protein of 439 amino acids.